Aureobasidium musti is the source of this 336-nucleotide messenger RNA. The record is from the annotation of a GenBank genome assembly. Lineage: Eukaryota; Fungi; Ascomycota; Dothideomycetes; Dothideales; Saccotheciaceae.
AUGUCGGACAACACUCAGCAACAACCCAGCCUCAUUGGCGGUCACGCUCAAUACGUCAAGGGCGCUGCAGAGGUAAGCCAGAAUGAAUCCCAAGUCACUCCUCAGCUCGUAUCUGACAUCUACUCCAGGNGCGUCAUUGGUAGCGUUACCGGCAACUCAGCAUGGCAGCAAAGCGGCGAGACCGACAAGCAAGGCGGUAUUGACGCCAUGAAGGCCGCUUCCCAGAACCGCGACCCCGCCUCCGACGGUUACGGCAAGGUCGAAGAGGUGGCCGGAAGACUCUCUGGCUGUGAGGGCAUGGAGAAGGAGGGUGCCAUGUCGGCCAAGAAGGAUUAA